Nylanderia fulva is the source of this 523-nucleotide messenger RNA. Lineage: Eukaryota; Metazoa; Arthropoda; Insecta; Hymenoptera; Formicidae. The record is from RefSeq and is a predicted model, not a curated record.
ACAAUACAUUUUGGUCGCGUAAAUAUGAAACCGGGGAAGCCGACGACAUUUGCGACGUGUCUUUACAAUUCGGUAAAGAAGUACUGUAUCUGUUUGCCGGGAAAUCCAGUUUCCGCAGUCGUAACCGCGCGUUUAUUUCUUUUACCCCUCCUGAACGAGAUGCACGGCGAUUCUUCCGAACCAGUCGUAGUGCAAGCUAAGUUGAUGUCGUCGUAUAAUUUGGAUCCGCGGCCCGAGUAUGCAAGAGCGAUCCUGAAGUGGAGUAACAACGAAGCGUUUCCGGUUGCAUUCAGCACCGGACAUCAAAUCAGCAGCAAGCUACUCAGCUGUAAAGACGCUAAUGCGCUUUUAAUGCUACCGGCACGAACGGAGAAGAAACCGAUCCUGAAUAAGGACGAGCUGGUACCAGCGAUGCUUAUCGGUUUUAACACAUCAGAUAUAAAAAUACGAUACUAAAUAUAUGUUUCUUACUUAAACAUAUAUAUUUUCUGCUUGAAUACAUAUGUAUAUUUUUCUACUGAAA